CUUUAUUUCCCACAGAGCCCCGCGGCGAGGGAAGAUGGCGGCGAGCAGCGGGGCCGAGGCGAGCGGGACGGCGGGGCCGGUGUCGUUCGGCUUCAGCCGGAAGGCGGAGAGGCGGCGGGUGCUGGAGGCCGGGCCUUGUGCCGAGCCCGGCGGCGACGCCGGCCCCGACACCGAUUUCCUCACGGCGGUGGAGGACCGGGAGCUGCUCAGCGCCAGGCCGGCCCCGCCCCCUCCGAAGGAGCUGGUGAUCCCGCUGCUCCCGUCCCACCGCUGGAGGAACCCUGAGCCGCCUCGCCACGCCCCUUCGGCCGCAGGCCACGCCCCCUCCGCGACUGGCCACGCCCCCGACCCCGUUACCGUGGAGACGCAGGCGGUGCAGGAGCUGCUGGAGGAGGCACGGCAGAGCCGGGAGCAGCCCUGCAGCCCCCCCGGGCCCCCGCUCGCCAUCCCCCUGCGGCCCCCUGAGCGCGACAGCGGCACCAGGCAGCAGCCGGUGAGGGGGG
Molecule: messenger RNA, 503 nt
Organism: Oxyura jamaicensis (ruddy duck)
Lineage: Eukaryota; Metazoa; Chordata; Aves; Anseriformes; Anatidae
Product: G-patch domain and KOW motifs-containing protein-like
Exons: 4
Biological process (GO): mRNA splicing, via spliceosome
Cellular component (GO): spliceosomal complex
Source: RefSeq, a predicted model, not a curated record